Messenger RNA from Spirometra erinaceieuropaei, 27976 nucleotides. NCBI's taxonomy places the organism in Eukaryota, Metazoa, Platyhelminthes, Cestoda, Diphyllobothriidea, Diphyllobothriidae. The record is from the annotation of a GenBank genome assembly.
AUGCAGCUUCUAGGCACACAUAUCCUCGAUGCCAGCGAGCUUUUCCAACCCCAUCAUCCUCUGUAUUCUUUGAAGGCAGCUGAGGUGAGAGUGCUUUAGCUUUUUCUCUUCUUAACGCAGUGCAGUCAGGACAGCAGGUCUGCACACCCUGAGUUUCGUUUCGAAGAGAAUGCCACGUUGGUUUCAGACGUCUGCUGCGUGCGUCGCGGUGUCGACAGCACCGGUGACUUGCGUAUGACCAAGUUCAUGGGUAGGCAUACUUGCACAGUCCGAGUGAUACGGCUACAGUCCUGAAAUGGAGUGACGGGAAAAUAUUUACAACUAGAAAAUGGUGGGGGGGGGGGUGAGAGGCGUUCACCUAGAGAGCAGGUCUGAUCGGGUUGCUGAGCCAUCGUCACGCCAAUGUAAUUAGUCAUUCGGGGAGCGCGCAGGUCGGUGAAUUAAAUGGCUGAACAAUCAUCACGCCAAUAUCCAACGCAGGUGAUUAAAUUUCAGCAAUUAACAACUUGCAUGUCGGCCAUCAAUCAAUUAGCGCGCCAGCCAGCUAAUAUCCCCGAUGAAGGAGAGAGCGCUUAACUACUAUGGGCAUGCAGUAGUAUAGCGACCUGCGGUGCACGAAUCAUCCUUAUCUGUUGCUGUCUCCGAUUCUGGGUUUGGGCGGGAAUCUGAAACGUCAGGCGAAUAAAGCUCUUGCGCCUGCGACCGAUUCUACCCAUUAUCGACUAAUUCUCAGAGCUGGCAUCUUCGCUCGUACCGACAUGCCCUUCUUUGGUCCAGCCGCAGUUCUGUUAACCCCCGUCAGUAGUGACUUUCGACGCACGCAUUCACAGCACCGAGCCGUCGGGGCCGCCAAUUAUCGCCAUGGCCAACGAGAGCGGAGGCAACACAGGGCGCGAUGAAAUGUGGGUCGGAUGCCGCCACACAGGCGACAUUUGCGGGCUAUGCAUCAAACACUCUGCGUCACAUAACGAGAACUGUGUGCAUGGCUUUCUAGUCUCUGAAGAUAGGUGGACGAAAUAACUACUCGAAACGUCAGACCUUCAAUAAACUUGUCACUAUGAAUACCUCAUCUUCGUUUGACACCCUGUCAAUCGCAUUUUCACUGCUAUUGCUUUGCACCUAAUCUUAGGCUGUGAAUGGGCAAAUCGCCAUAAAAGUCUAGUUUGGCUACCCAGAAGAUUUUAAUUAGGCCUAUCUCACUGCCUGAAAUAAUGUUGCAUGCUGAGAAAGCCUUGUUCUCGCGAAAGAAUUUAUGGGAAACUGUUGGAAAUUACCAAGUCGAGUUCAGGUGCAAACAGGAUAUCUGCAUUCAUGAAAAAUGUCAAGGGGUACUAGCUCUUGAACGUUGGUGAUAAUUUGUUUGCACCGGUGUACUUAUAUUGAAUUAACACACAGUUGUUUACCGCACACCUUCCUGCAAGGAGUCGAUACUUUCUCUGAAUGAUUCGACCGGGUUCUGCGCCUGAGCCUAUAUUCGAUCGUAUUGACAUUGUCUUGACAUCGGAGGGAGGUGAAUGUCUUGCGAGUGUUGGAGAUUUUGUGCAAGUACGCCUGGUCCAUACGCAAGUCACCUGCGCCUUGUCCACUCCGCGACGCAAGUAGUAGACGUCGUUUCCGGCGGUCGGACACUCACUACCUUUCUCUCCCAACAAUUCGCUUUAAUUUACCUCCCCCAGUAUGGUGAUGGUAAAAAUAAAAACUGUUUAUCCGGCGUCCGUGGGAGUACUGCCAGUUCCCCACUAUCCAGCGUGGUUGCGGAAGUAGUCCCACAAGAGCUUGAGAAGGUUGUCUUCGACCACUAUGAACCUGCGUUUUGACUUCGAUACAUGGACGAAACUUUCGUUAUAAUUGAAAUGCGAAGACCAGCAGACUUUCAAGACCUGCUCAACAGCAUCUUCUCCGACAUUCAGUUCACAUUGAAAGAAGGGAAUGAUGAACAAUUGAAUUUCCACCACGUCAUCGUCACACGUAGACCCAAUGAAUGUCUCAGCACCGCGGUGUAUGGGAACGCGACUAACACAACUCAGGUUCUCAGCUACCGUAGCAAUCACUCAAUGGCGCACAAACGCAGCUGUGUUAGAGCACUCUUCCAAAGGGUAAGGCAUUGUAGUCGACCUGAGGGCCCUCUACGAGAGCUACUUCAUCUUCGGGACCAACUGACAAGGAACGGACACCCAAACGGAUCCAUUAGCUGCUGCCUCCGUACACGCCCAUGGGGAACAAAUGGAGCAGAGCCACCAACACUCUGACACCCUCUACAGUUUAUAAAGAACGUGUCAGAGGCAACGGACUGUGUCGCUGUAGAGCUCGACUUGGGUUUUGCUUGUCUUCCGACAGCUACUAUGCGUACCGAAAUCAUGAAGAUGAGCGGACUACUAGACGCGGGAGAGCAAUCUGGCAUCGUUUAUUAGAUCCCGUGCCGUGACUGUCCUCGCCAUUAUAUAAGACAGACCGGACGACGACUACCCACAACCUGGAUGAAGUCCACGAAUUCCACUUCGAGAGCACGGAUAUAAUGGCGCGAGCCAGCAGUAAGACAGGGCGAGAUUGGCUGGAGACAAUGUUGUCUGACACCAACCUCAUCAACAGACACGUUGAAUACACCCCUGCUGCUAUCACUCACUUCGUUCUCGCAGCCAAGAGGCGCGACCCAAUCCCCAGCCAAGGACGCACGCCGUCACGAUGCCGCGGACCCAGCCUUAUCCCGAACAGCGCUCUCUCCACCCCUACGCCCUCCCUCUUGGUUUGACUAUAAAACAUCCCAUUUGACGUUGCAUUCUCACAGUCGGUGAGGAUGGCCACCUGUACGAGACCGAAAACUCAGGCUAAUACGUGUAUUGUCCCAGUGACCCUGUGUGUUCAUCUCCUUUGCGAAAUGGAAAUAUUUGCGAAGACUCUAAGCACGGAAAAAACGUACAAAAUGUAAGUUGACCGUAAUGAUUGGUGGAUUGCGUGCGGGGACGCUGGCAUUAUCGAAAUGAUUAUGAGACAGAGAGUCAAGUAAAUGAGAGCCCAGGGAAUAAUAAUCGCUUAUACGGGAAUCCCAGUGUCUGUUGUAGCACGUGAGUGAGAGCAGAGAGGUUUCUUGGGAGAAAAUAUCGCGUUCAAGGAAUGGGGAUGGAUGUGGGUGGGACUAGGUCACCCUGCCGCGAAGCGUACAUACGUAUCCCAUCUGCAAUAGAAGCGAAGUGUCGAGUCCCAGGAAGCAUUAUUGAAGGAGACACGAUCGAUGGGACAUGAGCUUUAUUAGCCCGACGUUUCGGAUUCCUGCUUGAACCCAGCAUCACAGACGAUAGCAGAUACAUGUGGUUCAUGCACAAUGGGCUGCAGUAUUUAUAGGAUGCAGUCGCCAUGUUACCGCAAACCUAUGAACAACUCUCCCUUCAUAGGGGAUCGUUGUACUUGGUGUGAUGACUGCUCGACCAUAUGAUCCACCGAACCUGGCGUUUGGAUAAGCGUUCACCCGUGCGCUUCCCGCGUGGCUAUUUACUCCGCCCAGGCGAAGUCUCAGCACCGAGUAUGGAACGGGAAUUUCAUUGCACUUGUUAUUGGACUGGGGGCCAGUAAACCAUGACUCAAGCAGCUCCGGGCUCACGUGGUUGCCAUCUCUUGCGGGAAUUUCGGCCUCGUCGAAUUUGAAUGUUUGGCCGGAUCUCGUCGAAUGAGCCGCAACUUGAGAGUUGGCGUAAUUUCUCCGCACCGUUACAGCGUGUUCGGCCAUUCUCGUUCGGAGUUGUCUUCCAGUUUCUCCGACGGAGUUGCCUCGUCCGCAACUGCACCAGAUCCGAUAAACGAUUCCAGACGUUUCUUGUUAUGGCAGCGGGUCUUUCUGUUUCAUAACCUGACGCCUGGUGAUUGCCUCCGGUCUGUGUGCAACUCCAACCCCAAGUGGUGCGAGAAGGCGGCCUAUAGCGUCCGAAACGUUCUUGACAUACGGAAAGGCUCGCCAACAUUUGGUGUCCGUGCGGUUAGGUCUUCCAUCCCUUUUGCGUAUGCACCGGUUGACUAAGUUGAGUGGGUAGCCAUUGGCUUUGAAGACCCGUCGGUGGUAUUGUAGUUCGGCAACCUUGUCUUCCGGCUCACUGCAGUGUGUUUGGACACGCCGAUAGAGCAUCCUUACACAACUGCUGUUGUGGCUGAUUGAGUGGUUGCUGUUGAAGUUCAGUACUUGUAUCGUAUUUGUCGCUUUCCUGAACACUUUAACUUUUAGUACAUCACAAUCUUUGCGGCAUACAAGGACAUCCUGGAAGGCCAGCUGGUUGUUUUCUUCCCCUUCCAUCGUAAAUUGUAUGUCCGGGAAGACCUCAUUGAGAUGUUCCUUGAAUGCCAGCAGCUGAUCCCGGUCGAUAACGACGAAGGUAUCAUCCACAUACCGUGCCCAGAAUUUCGGUCUGUGGUGUUGGAAGACCAGCGAUUCUAACCGUUACAGAACCGCCUCGGAGGUAAAUCCCGAAAUCGGCGAACCCAUUGGUGUGCCCGCCACCUGUUCGUAGAUUGUCCCGUCGAACGUGAAGUACGUCCUGAGAGAGAACUUCCGGAGUUGAAGGACUUGGGCUUGUCCAAGACGAUUCUCCGUAUCACAGUCGUCGUUGAUUACCAGUUUAAGCGAGAAUUUCCAGAAAAGGAUGGGAACAAGUAGGAGCACCUCAACCUCCCGAGAGACAAACGUCUUAAAAUUAUUACCAAUCCCUGAGCUCGGUGAUGUUUAGGUGGACCUGGUGGUACCGACAAGAACAAAGGAAACCGAAAUAGCUACGUCCGGCCCUUUAGAUAUCAUCAGCCAGUCAUACCGCAAGACAGAAUGGGACGAUCGCGUUCCGUAAUCUGAUCGGUGGGCGUCUAUUCACCAUAAUUGUCCAUAUUUGUUUAAAAGUCAAUUUGGCGAUUGUACGUGUCCUUCCGAUUGAUUCUCUUCAGACCUGUACAUUUAUAUGGCUAUAAAAAUAAUGAAUUAAAAUAUGCGGAGAAAUAGAUAAUUGGAAGGCGAGGUGGCGAGCAUACGUAGCUUUCGAUAAAUUCUCGUCGGGCCAGUACAAUUAUAUAGGAAGGGGGUUGAAGUAAAAACACGUCAGUGAUAUUACCCCCCACCCCCCCCCCCCUCCACCACAUUCCCACACCCAGCCUGUGUUUUAAGGCGAACUUUAAUCGAUUUAUCUUGGCACUGUCGUGUUUUUACUUCUACCCCCUUGCCGUUUAAUUGUACUGGUCCGACGAGACUUUACCGAAAGCUACGUAUGCUCGCCACCUCGCCUUCUGAUUAUCGCUAUGGGAAUUUUCGCAUCUCUAAAACAGUCCAAAUAUCCCACGGUGUUGAGGGCACUCAAUGGGUACCUACGUCUCAACAUCAAGCUUGUGAAGACGAAAGCAAUGGCCAAGUUUAUCGGGGAAUGCAUUCAGAGAAACAAAUAUCCAAGCCACUACUGGAGAGCGCUGAGGCGUAGCCUUACCGUCCUUGCCACAGAAACCCUGAAAAGAUACGCUGAGAAGCAACUGGAAAGUACCCUCUUAAAGAUAGAAGAACUGAAGCGUCACGUGUGUCAACGCACAGCCGUUCUAGUCAGCCUGACAGACGAAAAAAGACAAGAAUUCGACAGCUACACUCAAUCCAUAGGAAGAAAACGCGGAGAGGCAAGAAGUUCUGCGCUUCUUAGAAGUGUACGUGAGAUGAAACCAAAAUCACGGUUUCCAAAAGAUCCAGGUAGAUACGUACACAAUCACUUUCAUAUGAUAACUGAUAAAGCAUCGUUUGAGGUAUUAUUCCUCGGUCCUAAGUUUUUUAUACCUCGUCGAAAAGUUAAUCAGUUAGAAUUUGAAACUCAGUUCGAGAAGCUAUGGAACCAAACCCAUGAUCUAGUACCCGCUUCCACAGACAGUAUCCAACACUUUAAAUCAACACUGGUGAAUUGCAGUUAUCAGUAACUGAACAAGGGGCCAAAGUGUCGGGGAUUGCUGACAAAAGCACAUGUGCAAAAGUUAAAAGAACAUUGAGAAAACAAAGAUAUUAUGGUAAUUAAACUGGACAAAAGAACAGUCAUCGUUAUGAUGAAAAGAUCGGACUACGUAGCGAAGAUACAGUCCAUACUAUCAGACCAGCAGAAAUUCAAGAAGGUAGGCAAAGAAGAAGAUUGUACGGAUGAAGUAGAGGCGAAACUGACUGACUGUCUAAGACGGCUCCACACAGCGGGUUACAUAAGGGACCGUGACCCCGAACACCGACCAGUCGGCACACAUGUCCCUCGACUAUAUGGUCUACCUAAAAUCCAUAAGGAAGGCCUGCCAGUCCGUCCGAUCUUAGACAUGCGAAACUCGCCAUAUCAUGCGAUAGCAAAGUGGUUAGCAGAGAAACUCAAGCCUCUACAGCAUCAACUAGCGCCACGCAGCUAUCGAGAUACCGUUGAAUUCAUUAACGACAUUAAAGACCUUAACCUCAACGGCAUGAUGAUGUUCUCGCUGGACGUCUCAUCACUUUUUACAAACGUUUCCGUUACCGAGACAGUUGAUUACAUCUGUGAAUUUCUAUAAACCAAUAAGCAGGAAAUAGGAAUUCCGACGAAGACACUCAGGGAACUACUAUUAAGAUGCACAUUAAAUGUGCAGUUCCUUUCUGACAACCAACUCUAUUGACAAAUAGACGGCGUUGUUAUGGGCUCGCCUCUUGGACCACUCCUAGCCGAUGUCUUCAUGGGCAAAUUGGAGAAAUUCCAACUAAGCGAUCAGAUCGAAAAACUUAAAUAUUAUGGUCGAUGAUAUCUUUGCAAUUGCUACAGCAGAAACCGACGCAGAUGCUCUCUUAAAUGCUGUAAAUCAGGCACAUUCCUCUAUAAAAUUCAUGUUGGAGGUGGAAACGACCGGUCCGCUCCCUUUCUUAGAUGUUCUUCUAAGCAGGAGAGCUGACGGGAGUGUCCGAAGAAGCGUCCACCGAAAGAAAACCUGGGCUGGACGAUACACAAACUUCGCUAGUUUCAUACCCCUACAACAGAAACAAAACUUAAUUUGAUGAUUGGCACAAAGGGCUAGAAAAAUUUGCUCAACAUAUAGCAUUGAGGAGGAACUUAAAAUAAUCCAGGACUUCCUUCGUAUGAACGGGUAUCCGGACGGGUUCAUUUCAAAGAAUAUGGCCGAACGACCGGUAAAACCCGCCACACAACUGGCUGAAAAGAAAACUCUGUUCUUAAAGUCCCUUUUCAAGGGGACGCUGCGAGUGAACUCCUAAAGAGACGCCUUGAUCAACCUGUUGCGCGAACCUUCCCAGCGGCAAGGGUUCAAGUAUCCUUCUUUACUAAUCCUAUUUGACGCGGAGAAGGUAAGGAUAAGUUGCCACCCCAGACCACUUCAGUGUGCAUCUAUUUCUUCACUUGCUCCUGUGGAACAGGUUAUAUUGGUCGCACGAGUCGGCGCUUAUCCAAGAGAAUACGGGAACACCUCCUGGCAUGGCUGGGAAAAGGCGAAACUAGGAGCAUAAGCAGCGCCAUUCUCGCGUAUGUUGUCGAUUCCGGACAUCAUGUAGACCCCAAUGAAGCGUGAUCUAUAGCGUCCCAUCGAGCUACCCUAAACUACCGGGCCAGCGCCUGUUGGCAACAGCAGAGGCAGCCGCCAUCGGGUUGCGAAAGCCCAUCUUGUGCGCACAGAAGAACCACGUUCAGGCUCCGCGCCUACAGUGGUCGAAGGUGGACUAACUACAUGAAACUCUGUACGCCCCUCCGCUCUCACCCCACCCCUGACACUGACUGCGAUUAUCCCCCCCCCCCCCCCACAUUUUCACACCCACCCUGUGCUUUAAGGCGAACUUUAAUCGAUUUAUCUUAGCGCUGACGUGUUUUUACUUCUACCCCCUUCCCAUAUAAUUGCACUGGCCGGACGAGAAUUUAUCGAAAGCCACGUAUGCUCGUCACCUCGCCUUCUCAUUACUGCUAUGGGAAUUUUCGUAACUCUAAAAUAGAUAAUUAUGCUGUAACUUGAGUUUUUUCUUGGGGUGGAGGGUGGGAGAGGCAGACAUCAAAAUCCCAGUUCGCGCCAGGGGUAUGGUGGGCACUGGGACAGGUAAUUAUAUGCGGGUAACUGGAUGGUGGCUUUGGACCAUGGCAACUGUGGAACCUGUAUGAAGUUCUUUUGUGUUUAUAGGACCGGUUUGCGUUACCUGAUUGCAGCCGCCUCUGCCGUAACCAACAGAUACUGCCAAAGUAGUUUUGGAUAGCCUGACAGAAUCUCUUAAAUCACCCUGAAGGCCUCUCUGGCGUCUACACGGUGGUCUGUGUCUGCCAUAUGCGCGAGGAUAGAGCUGUUAACGUCCUUUAUUUGACUCAUCCCUAACUUUGCUGGAAGAGGUUCUCUUAUUCUUCUGAGCAAACACCGAUUCGUAGGACCAAUAUUUUCUGCUUCACAGGAGUAGACGAAGGGGUAAAUACAUCGAUGGGCAGGUAGUUUGUCCUUGCCCUCUCCGUAUAGAAUGAAACCAGUGGAGAACAGUGCAGGGGUGUCAGCUGCCGGGAGGGUGCGUGAUACAUCUGCAUAAAAGUUUACUUGACUUGUCUCCUUGAAACGGGACCAUGGCGGAACCAAUGCUAGUCACUCAAGCAAAGUAUAUUUAAUGUAUCAGGGUCGCCUACUUGGCACUGUUACAUCAGCAAGAUUCCCCUACCACGAGAUGCUUGAUACAUAAGUGGCAAUGCCUGGACUUCAUAACACAGGUCUCAUCAACUCUGGUCACUGUAUGUCUAAGGAGUUCAUGGUCUCACUAGUGACAUCGGACCUGUACACUGUGCGCCACAAAAUCCGACAUUCGGACUCCAUAAUGUUCUUAACUGGACCAACACCGGUCUACUUUAAUAGCGAUGACCACUAUAGUUGCAACACGGCCUCUGCUUAUUGCAGGACACAAAGGAUGGUAGUGCUGGAUACUUGCAGAAUUACAUUGAGGUUAAAGGCAGAUCCGCCUACCUAUGGAGUGGCAUCUCAGGCAAGUUUAUGAUUGGGAACAAAAAUAAGAUGUCGAGCGUCUAAAUUCAGUCAGGUCAUCAGCGGGCAACCAGAGAAUCCAAAAUCGCCGCCACCUAACCAGAACUUUUAUCCUGACUACCCCCUUGAAUCUUUUUGCUCCUGACUACUCUUUUCAGCACUUUGUCGAAGAUUUUACCAAGAUCAAGAUAGACAGCAACCAACAAAUGAUUUUCAUCACUAUCGACAAGCCCUACAUGCGCAGCUUGCGUUUCAAAGGUAAGGAAGUGUUUGCUUUUACUUCGGUAUUCUUCGACAAUUAGUAUAUAUUUUCGACUGACUCCUUUAAACAAAAAGCCCUACUUUUUAACUGUUAUGUACAAUUAAUUUCCGUCUGAUUAGUCAUGAUAAAGCGUCUGAUAAUUUUAGUUGCAUUUGGCGUCACACCGGUAUUUAUGAGUCAUGGCAUACCAUUGUUUUUAUUCACUACCUAAAGUUACUGCAAUAAAAUUAAGUUUAUAUCGCCCACGAACCGACCGUAGAAGUCGAGGUCAUAAAUGGUAUCAUGUAACCUUGUCUUCUUAACUUUCCCCAUGAAAACAUUUGCGAGGAACGGACCAGGCGUUGAUACUAACCACCCUAUUGGCAUGCCAGCGAAAACGCUAAAAGAAUUACUGACGCGCUGUACCCAAAAUGUUCAGUUUCUCUGCUGUGGUUAACUAUAUAGGCAAAUAAGUGGCGUGGCAGUGGGCUCACCGCUUGAUCCGUUACUCGAAAAUGCUUUCAUUGACGAAGUCGAGAGAGCAAUGUUACAAAUUACAUGUAUAUUUUGCCAACAUUUUGAUUUCUGCAAACCGAGGGACAUUUUUCUGUCAUAAAAAAGCCGACCUCAUACUCAUCAGACCAUUAUUAACGAGAGCUAUCUUUGACGAAAUCGGGUUUCGCAGACGUGCUUUUUCGAUUAUUCCUCGUCAGACCUGUACAGCGAUAUGAAUAUGUUGGAGUAGAACAAAACAACUGACAACAGCUCAUGAACAGUACUCAUGGGGGAGAAGGUCAAGGGAGUUCAGGCAUGCCAUAUCCAGGAAUUAGUUCUAAACAUUUGGGGGAAGGAGAGAAGAGAAAGGAAACUGGCAGGAUGCGGGAACGAAUAUGAAGGACUUAACUAUGGCCAGGGUAGCCUCAUCAAUUUAAUUAACUCCCACUGCAAAAAGAAGAUUGGGCUGGCUAGCAGUAUGGACACGGCCUCCACCGUCGCAGGUAUCCGCAGUCGUAGGAACAUAGAGAGACUCUCCAGCAACGUGAAGGUGAAAUCAUAUGCUUGGUUAACGACCACCACCUGACCGCUUAUAACUGAGUGCUGGGAUGGAUGCCUUACCGCAUGAUCUAUAUAACCUACAAAACAGAGGAGGGUAAAAGCGGAACGCAGAUGAUCUAAUUAAUUAAACGUUAAAAGAAAUAUUGAAAUGAAAUUUCAGUCCCACGAUACUACUUAAACAUGGUUGUAUUAUUGAACAUAGCGCAGAAAAAUCCCAUGAUAAUUCAGUAAAUUCAGGAUGACGGCUUUCGAACGAACAUAAUUCCGGCCGUUUUAAAAAGCACAUGGCAAUCUAAAAAUGACUACUUGUGUAGUAUAAAAACUCAUCGAGGAUAUUCGGUGCCCUUAAAGAUUCGAAGAUGUUUUAUAGAAAUUGCGCGCGAAAAUACUCCUCAAUGGAGGCUUUUAAUAAAAAAACUGACACAUCUAUGAUACUUUACCUGAAUGGAGAGCAAAUUCUGGUAUUAAAAAACUUUCUCAGUUCCCCAAUAAUCCUUCGCACAAUCUAAAGUUACACCUGUGUUCAGGGACUCAAACAUACAAGUUCCAUACAUCCGGCAAAAACAUUAUCACGCAGACCACUCCGCUUUCGGGUUGAGGUGAAAUAGCUCUCAGAAAAUUGUGCAAUGCAUUCCAGUUAACGGAAAAAAAUCCAUAUAAAAAGAACUACCUGUGUAUAUAAAAUUUCCGCGUUGAAUUUCGGUACCCCUAGUAGAUUAAAAGAUGGCUAAUACAAAUGUUGAAAGAAAAUACACCAACUUGACAGCUUAUCAUAACAAACUGAUAAAUCGUCAAUAAUUAUUUACCUGGAAUGAGAGUAAAUUCUGGAACGGAGUAACUUUAUUAGUCCCUCAAAGGAUUUUUGCCCAAUCUACAGGUACACCUGAGUUCAGGGUUUCAAACCUACACUUUCUAUACUUUCCGUCAAUAGAUUAUCACCUAUAUCCAUCCCCUGUUACGUAGAGGUCAUAUAGCACUCAGAAAAUCGUGCAAUGCAUUUGCACCAGAUUGUAUACUUCACAGGCAACAUUGGUGAAGCUCUUUCAACGCCCGUCACAGAGUCUUGAAUGAAGUCCUAAUUUGAAACUUUUGCAAAACCCGAAGCUACAAUUUCUUUUAGCACAGCAAUUGAAGAGGACAUAAUUUGCUAUGAACUAUAGUAGAUGUGCUACCUCAUGAUAUGUUGACCGAAAUGAUGACAUGCGAUUUCGACUCGAAAAGAUUACUUAAGUUUCGUUGUAACAGUAGUCACCAUGCAGCAUAAUCCCAUGAUAAUUGGCUUACUUCAGGAUGCCGGCUUUCGACCGAACCUCUUUUCGACCGUUUGAAAAUACAAAUGACACUAUAAAAAUAACUACUUGUGUAGUAUAAAAUUUCCUCGUUUAUUUUCUGUGCCGUAAUAAAUUCAAUCAUGUCGUAUAGAAAGUGCGCGCAAAAAUACUCCUUCUUGUAGUUUUUAAGAACAAACUGCUUCUUCUUUCAUUUUUUACUUGUGUGGAGAGUAUAUAAUGGUUUUAAAAACUUUCUCAGUACCCGACUAAUAUUUUGCCCAAUCUACCGGUACACCUGUGUUCAGGGUUUCCAACCUCCACUUUCUAUACAUACCGUCAAUAGAUUGUCACCUAUAUCCAUCACUCAUCUCUUAGGUAGAGGUCAUAAAUCUCUCAGAAAAUAGUGCAAUGCAUUUGCACCAGGUUGUAUUCCUCACAGGCAAAAUUGAUGACGCUGUGUGAACGCACUUUUUCGAGUCUUGAAAACAGUCGGCAUUUGAAACUUUUUCAAAACCCGUAAUUACAAUUAUUUUUAGCUUACAAAUAGAUGAGGACAUAAUUUUCUAUGAAAUAUAGUAGAUGUGCUACCUAAUGAAAUGUUGACAGAAAAUAUGGAAUGCUUUAUCGAAUCGAGAAGAUGAAUUUAGUUGUAUCAUUAAGCAGCACGCAGCAUAAUGACAUGAUAAUUCAGAUACUUCAGGAGGCGGGCUUUCGAUGAAAAUUCUUUCUGGCCGUUUGAAAAAUCAAAUGACUUAUAAAAAACUAUAUGUGUAGUAUAAAAUUUUCUCGUUGAUUUUCGCUGCCAUCACAAUUUCAAUUUUGUCUUAUAGAAACUGUCCGGGCGUUAAUGCUCCUUCUUGUAGGCUUAUAAUAACAAAAUGAUUCUUCUUCAAUUUUUUUACUUGAGCAUACUCUGUUUUUAAUAAAAUUUCUCAGCUCCCAAAUAAUAAUUGCCCCAUCUACGGCUACAACUUUUUUCAGGGUUUCCAACCUACACGUUCUCUACAUCCCGUCAAUAGAUUGUCAUGCACAUCGCUCCUCGCCUUGGUAGAUGUCAUGUAACUCUCAGAAAAUAGUGCACUGCAUAUGCACCAGGUUGUAUACUUCACAGGCUACAUUGAUUAGUCUGUGUGAACGCACGUUUCAGAGUCUUGAAAAACGUCCUAAUAUGAAUCUUUUUCAAAACCCGAAGAUACAAUUUCAUUUAGCACAAAAAAUUCGGGAGGACAUAAUUUGCUAUGAAAUAUAGUAGAUGUGCUAACUCGUGAUAUGUUGACUGAAAAUAUGAAAUGCGUUUUCGACUCGAGAAGAUAACUUAAGUUUACUUGUUAAAUUAAUCAGCACGCAGCAUAGUCCCAUUAUUAUUCACUUACUUCAGGAUGCCAGAUUUCAAACGAUAUUACUUUCGGCCAUAUGAAAAUACAAAUGACACAAAAAAUGACUACAUGUUUAGAAGAAAUAUUCCUUUUUGAUUUUCGGUGCCCUAACAGAUUAAAUUCGGUCGUAUAGAAAGUGCGCGCGCGAAAGUACUCCUUAUUUUAGACGUUUCAUAAGAAGGUGAUUCUUCUUUAAUUUUUUUCUUUAGGGGAGAGUAUACUCUGGUGUUAAAAAACUUCCUCAGUUCCCCAAUAACUUUUUGCCCAAUCUACAGGUACACCUGAGUUCAGGGUUUCAAACCUACACUUUCUAUACUUUCCGUCAAUAGAUUAUCACCUAUAUCCAUCCCCUGUUACGUAGAGGUCAUAUAGCACUCAGAAAAUCGUGCAAUGCAUUUGCACCAGAUUGUAUACUUCACAGGCAACAUUGGUGAAGCUCUUUCAACGCCCGUCACAGAGUCUUGAAUGAAGUCCUAAUUUGAAACUUUUGCAAAACCCGAAGCUACAAUUUCUUUUAGCACAGCAAUUGAAGAGGACAUAAUUUGCUAUGAACUAUAGUAGAUGUGCUACCUCAUGAUAUGUUGACCGAAAUGAUGACAUGCGAUUUCGACUCGAAAAGAUUACUUAAGUUUCGUUGUAACAGUAGUCACCAUGCAGCAUAAUCCCAUGAUAAUUGGCUUACUUCAGGAUGCCGGCUUUCGACCGAACCUCUUUUCGACCGUUUGAAAAUACAAAUGACACUAUAAAAAUAACUACUUGUGUAGUAUAAAAUUUCCUCGUUUAUUUUCUGUGCCGUAAUAAAUUCAAUCAUGUCGUAUAGAAAGUGCGCGCAAAAAUACUCCUUCUUGUAGUUUUUAAGAACAAACUGCUUCUUCUUUCAUUUUUUACUUGUGUGGAGAGUAUAUAAUGGUUUUAAAAACUUUCUCAGUACCCGACUAAUUUUUUGCCCAAUCUACCGGUACACCUGUGUUCAGGGUUUCCAACCUCCACUUUCUAUACAUACCGUCAAUAGAUUGUCACCUAUAUCCAUCACUCAUCUCUUAGGUAGAGGUCAUAAAUCUCUCAGAAAAUAGUGCAAUGCAUUUGCACCAGGUUGUAUUCCUCACAGGCAAAAUUGAUGACGCUGUGUGAACGCACUUUUUCGAGUCUUGAAAAUAGUCGGCAUUUGAAAGUUUUUCAGAACCCGUAGACAAGAUUUAUUUUAGCAUAACAAUGAAAGGGAAUUUUCUUUGCUAUGAAAUGUAGUAGUUUUGCUACUUCAUGAAGUGCUGACUGUUAUUGUGAUAUGCUUUUUCCGCUCAAAAUCGUUACUUAAGUUUAUUGGUAAAAUUGUUUACCAUGUAGCGUAAUCCCAUGAUAAUUCAUUUAUUCAGGAUGCCGGAUAUCGAAGAAUCUGUUUAAAGUCGGCUUGAUUCUAUGAGAAUAUAUUAAAUAACUGCCUGUUUUGCGUUAAUGUCCUUUCUGAAUUUUGUUGUAGUACUACAAUCAGUUAUGUCUUUUAAAUGUGCGCACGCGAAAUUAAUCCCACUUGUAGGCUUUUACUAACAAACUGCUUCGGCCUCUUAAUUUUUUUUACUUGACAUGUGGAGAGUAUGUUCUGGUUUAAGAAAAAACUCUCUCAGUUCCCUAAUAAUUUUUUGCCCAGUCUACCGGUACAACUCUUUUCAGUGUUUCCACCCUACAAGUUCUAUACUUCCGGUAAAUAGAUUAUCACUAUUAUCCCUCCUCUUUUAUGUAGAUAUCUUAUAGCCUUCAGAAAAUCGUCCAAUGCGUUUGGACCAGGUUGUAUACUUCACAGGCUACAUUGAUUAGUCUGUGUGAACGCAAGUUUCAGAGUCUUGAAAAACGUCCUAAUUUGAAUCUUUUUCAAAACCCGAAGAUACAAUUUCUUUUAGCAUAGCAAUUGAAAAUGACAUAAUUUCCAAUGUAAUAUAGUAGAUGUGCUACUUCUUGAUGUGUUAACUGAAGUUAUCAAAUGCCUUUUGUGCUCGAAAAGAUUACUUGAGCUUAAUUUUACCAUUAAUCACCAUCCAGCAAAAUCUUAUGAUAAUUCACUUACUUCAUGAUGCCGUCUUUCGAACUUAUUUCUUUCCAGCCGCCUGCGAAUCAAACGCUUUCUAUUAGAUAAGUACUUAUAUUUUAUGACUUUUUCUCAUUGUCUUUCGAUGCCCUUCUCAAUUCAAUUAUAUUUCAUAUAGUAUAUUCCUGAUAAUAUUAAUUGCUUUCAGACGCAAGCUCGUCGAUGAAGUUGCUGAAGGUGCUAUUUCCGUUUUUCUUUGGGACUCAUACUAGUGCCGUCGCAGUCAGUCGCUCAGCAACUAUUUUUGGUAGUAAUUGAGCUGGUUCUGUCAGAGACAACUGAGACCGGAACGGCCACUUAUUGUUUAUUAUCCGUCGUCAGGUGGUCCCACUCUUCCCCAAUUGUGGGUCACCUGAGAUUUGAACCUGGUAUGUUCUGUCAUGUAGUUUUUCACUCUACCAUUGAGCUGCGUGUCCGCUUUCUUUUCGUUUUUGAUCGGGAAUAUCAAUUUGACAGAUGAGCGCUCACCGAUCAGGCUGCGAAACUUGCUCAUUCCGGCAACGGGUCACUGGCUCAGUGAUGGAAUGCUAAACUCCAUGUCCAACAGUCCGGGUUCAAAUGUCAAUUGGUCCAAGCUUGUGGUUUUGUAUGUGUGACUGAUGACGGCUAACAAGCCGGAAAUGGCCAUUCCGGUCUCCUUUGUCUUUGUCAAUACCAUCUCACAAAAUUGUUCAUUCUUUUGCUUAUUCGGUAGCAAAUUAAGUCACCUCAAAUGUUAUUCGUGAAGUAAGGGUAUAAUUAGGUUUCAAAAUAAUUUCUAAUUGUUGUAUUUUUUGACCGUGAAAUGCCCGUUCAUAAAACAUCAUGGCUCUGCAUUUACCAACGUUGCUUGUUAAGUUUACAAUAUGGCUGAAAUCGAUUCCUAACUGUGGUCUCCUCUUAAUAGCGUAUAGAAAUUUAUGAUUUUCCGUACACGGAAAAUUUUCUGCUUGCAGUGUGGGAAACCUGAAUGCAAGUGUAACGGCAGGUCGACCUGAAAAUUAUUCGGGAAUGGGAAAGGUGUUUCAGAACGGAAUCAUACCCUUCCUUCAAGCACAAAAUUUGGAGAAGCCGCAACUUUCUACUGAUUGAGCUGAGAAAUUAAUAUUUUUUGCAUGUUUCCUUUAAAAAUAUGUUUGGAUUUGCAUGGACAUUGGCAAUCAAAGAGAAAAACUCAUGCUACUUUAGUAGUCGUUAUUGCUGAGCGUAGUUUUCGCACGCGACCGGAGAGAUAGUUGUCAAAAUUUGGCACCCUGGAGUAACUGAAUUAUCAUAGAAGUAUGCUGCACAGUGAUUAAUAUUACAACCUUACUAAAGAAAUCUUUUCGAGUCAAAAACGUGUUUCAGAAUUUCGGCUAGCAUUUAACGAGUGAGCACAUAAACGGUGUAUAUAAAAAACCGUGUUUCUAUGCACGUUUUCCAUAAAAUAUGAUUAAAUUUACAAGAGCAUCGAAAACUAAUAUGAAAAUUUCAUAUCACAUAGGCAGCCAUUUUUGUAGAGUUUCGUUUUUGCAGUCGAUCAUAAGAAACUCGUUCGAAUGCCAGCGUUCAGUCUUGAUUGAAAUAUCUUGAUAUUCUUUUGCAAAAUAAUUGAUAUCCUCACCCUGCGUAAUUAAACUUUUUCCACCCUGGGGUGUCGUAAACACCCUAAAUAGGUUAUGCGAUAAAUUCUUUGCUACUAACGCUCAAAGCUAUUAAGGAACUCGUGUUUCAUACUCAUGAGAACAUAUUUUAUCUUCUACCUUCUGAAAAAUAUUUGGCGAUUUUUCCCCCUUACGCACAAAGUAGCUGAUUUCUUAAUUAGUAUGUUCGUGUUAUUCGAUGAAGUCGUCUGAUGAUAACGCCGACGAGCCUCCGAAUGAGCUGAAUAUUUGCGAUAACUGGGUCACAAAAAUAUCGGCAAAUCUUCAAGGCCAACCAUAACGAUGUGCCUGGUCGUUCAUGUUAACAUCUCAACGGAAGCACUGCAAGGCAAACAAGGGAGAGUGGCGUACCCAGAACUGUGCCGAAAAAUAUGCCACUCGCGAUCGCAUGUGGCAUCGAGUAUUAAUUGACAUCUAUGACCUCGUAAUGGUUGGAUGAGUAGGACCCGAUAAAGUCUAGCAGAGGAGGUCGGAUGUCGCGAGCUUCCAGUUUUACUAAAAGACAUUUAUGCGGCACCUUUUCGAAGACUUUGCUAAGAUAGAAGUAGAUAACAACCAACGAAUGAUGAUCAUUACUGCCGACAAGCUCUACAAGCACUGCUUGAUUUUCUAAGGCAACAUGGGCUUGCUUUUACUUCGGAAUUCCUUGACAAUAAGUAUAUAUUUUCGGCUCAUUCUUUUAAACAAAUGGCCAUGCUUGAUAACUGGUACGUACAAUUAGUUUCCGUCUAAUAAGUCUUUACAAAGUGUCCGAUAAUUUUACCUGCAUUUGGCAACACUCGUGUCAUACUAUUGUUUGUACCUAUUUUCUGUUUUACUGCAAUAUUUACCAUAGUAAACAUACACUUAUAUCACCCAAGAACCGACCGUAGAAGUCGAGGUCAUGAAUGGUAUCCUGUAACCUUGACUUAUUGACUUUCCCCAUAAAAAUACUUGCGAGGAAUGGAUCAGGCGUUGAUACGAACUACCCUACGGGCAUGCCAGUGAAAAUGCUAAAAGAACUAAGGACAUACUGUACCCAAAAUGCCCAAUUUCUCUGCUGUGGUCAACUUUAUAGACAAAUAGGCGGCGUGGCAAUGGGCUCACCGUUUGGUCUGUUGCUUGCAAAUGUUUUCAUGUGCGGUUCAAGAAGGCAAGGUCACAAGAUACUUUUAUAUUUUGCUAACAUUUCGAUUUGUUUAAGUCAAAAGAUUUUUUGUCUGGUAGUUUCAGAUCGCUCGCAGUAGACCAGAUAAAUAAUAAAGACUUGCGACGUCCCCACCUUCUUUGGGUGCUUGAAUCGUUGCUAGAGAUAAAGCGGCUACCUAUGUGGCUUCACGCUCUUCUCGAGGCCUGGUAAAUUGCAAAAUCCCUUUGAUCCACACCAAAUGCCUGGAUCCUUUGUCUGUUCAAGAAUACGACGCAGCCAGCGGCAAUAGAACACCGUCAGUCGGAAGAUUAGAGCAAUUGCUAUACGAUUAAAUGACUGUUACGUCGGAAACUCUACCCAGUGAACUUAAAUACCCAUUGACCAGUUAACUCCGAAGCUGAUUAUCGAAUAAGGCUUAAGCGUAAUUAGAUACCGCAGAAUACUCCUAAUCACCUCUCUUCUGUUGAGGGUGUGUACUUUUUCCUGGAAUGUUAAAAUUUAGGAUUUAUGGUCGCCCAUGUCAAACGACGACGUCCUCCCAUCUGCAACGCCCUAGCAUCAGUCAUUCUCUUCCUUUUGGUCAAAGUUGAUAUCCUUUUGCCUAGGAAGAUGUGACAAGAGAAUUCUGCCAUUGAUGACUUUGUUAAAUUUUGCCCGACAUCAAGCCGAUGCAGAGAAAGUUGAAAAGUUUGAAUUCGACAGCAAUUCAUGUCAACCUCUACUGUACUGUUGAAUGAUUCGCUUUUAUCGUCCUCUGUGGCCUCACUAUCUCAUAAAUUGGAACGCUCUACAGGGAAAUUGCCUAUAAACGAUCUAAGGGAACUCCAACCUAACGAGGAAUUUGUGCACUCAAAACCUUACGCAGCCCACCAGUAACUACAUAUAAACCAAAAAAGAGGCUUAAUUCCAGGGUAAGCUUGGAGUGUAGUUUCUGCCAUGGGCAUUGAAGAAGUCUACUUUCUGAAAGAAAACUUUCCAUUCAUUGACUCUCGCUACUCUAACAAACAGCUUCCCAAAAAUACAUCGUAAGCUGUCCCCAAAUUUUUCGCGAGGCUGUUAAGCGUGUUAGGCCAAUAUUCCUGACUAGGAAUGACGUUACCGCUUCAAUUAAAACAGUGAGCCCAUCGCCCUCCAGCAUAGUUUAAUCACAGUCGCGAACCCAGUUGAAUGCGCCUGCCAAUUCGCUUAGCCUUCAAUGUUAUACUGAUUGGAAUACGAUGCCGUAUCCAACUUAUGGGUGUGUCGAUUUGGUGUGAUAGGACAGAGGUUCCCAAACCAGAAGUCAGAGAAAACGGAUUAGGUUGGACAACUUUCACUGCUGAGGAGGUGCGUACACAAGGAAGAUUUAGCCAGCUAGCGGCAAUGCCCCUUCGUCCUAUCCAUAAUUUUCUGCACGAAGUCCUACCCUUCCAUACCGAUAUCGGGCGUUUCCAAUGCCAUAAAAUAUUUUUCAGAACCGGAUAGGACCAUCCAAUCCCUUUGUUUCGUGGACAGUCAAGCACUGGAUGGCUUAACCGCCUCCCCUCACAAACCCACAGUUAACCCUCUAUAACUGUUCGCUCUAAGUGUCAGGUCUUUAAUGAAUAGCAUGCCCUUUAUUCCGGCCCUCGUCUGGAUACUGUUCUUGUAAGAGAGGCACGGGCAACCACUUCCGUAGCUGGCCCCGAACCCGUACUCUCUCCUAGGCUGUAGUUGCAUUUUAAAUUGUCUUUAAGACAGCUGUGGUGGGAGGACUGCUUCCCUAUUAAGCAAACAUUUGUACUUCUGCCGCUGGACCUUCCACACUUUGCCGUGGUAAAAGGUAGCUUUAGUUUCCUCAAAAAAUAAGUACGCUUUACUCGUUGGUUUUGUCGAUCACCCAUCUGAAGCCAAUGAGAAUUUCGAUAUGUGUCCUUUGCAGGCAGUUCAUGCCGCGGUAGAUCUAAUUUUUACGUAUCAUUUGAUUGCUUUUUAUUCCAGUCUUUCCGAAGUGUAUUGGUUUCUGCCUUAUUGUUCAAGACUCUACUCAAGGCCGUCGAUGUCUGCAGGUGGAAUCGGUUUGCCGGAUGUUUCUUACCCGAGAAUCAUGCCUCAUUAAGCAAAUUUUCUGCAGAAAUUGCCUGUUUUUAUCAGUGUCAUCUUUCGGUCCGCUCAAGUGAUCAGACCACGACACAAGUGUAUCUAAUCUAGGACUCGCAGUUUAUGAUAUUUAGCCCAACAAAUACAGUUUCCUCCUUGAUUUCCGACCAGUCCGUUCGGAAAAAUCACUGGCAUAUCAUAAUUCUCCUGAUUCGUCUGUUUUUCUCAAAUUUUGGAUGCGGAUGUUUAUCCUGCUAGACUUUUUCUCGUUUCGCUCACCGUAAUAAAAAAAAUCCGCGUAAAGAAUGAGGUUCUUCUUCCAUUGUUUUUCUGUCAUAGGCUGCGAAGGCUUACCGUUGCCUCCAUCGGCAAAAAAGGAGUUCCAAUGCCACCCUUGGCUCUCAGUGAAAAAACGGCCGGUCGAGGAGGUCAAGUCUGCGGAAACCGCUCGCUAAAUGCAGAGGAACUUUCUCUCGAAUAGAAAGAGCUCGCAGUAGAACGCAACAUCUCACGCACUGAACCUCCUUCAAGAAUGCCAUAACAGACGCCAAUUUGACCGCUGAUAGUUGUCAUGCUUCCUUGUCGACAGAGUUUAUUAAAAAUUCAACCCCCCCGCUUUUGGACCUCCAGGUUUAGACCGGUGUCGGUCUUCAAGACUGCAACGUUCAUUCUAGGACGGGAUCGUAUUCGUUCGACGUUUUCGUUAAUCUCAUUACCCUGGGCCUUUUGCCGUUCCGAUCAGAACUUUAAGAGCGAACGCAAAUGUGAUAUUUCCGCCCCUUCAGUGUAACAUAUUUAAUCUUGCUCUCGAAAGUGAAACCCAUGAAAUUUUAUGGAGGGAAUCACACAGUUUGCUUAUCCGCAAGCCCAGUCAGUCUACGUAACCAGACAUCUUUUGGUCAAAAACUCCCCUCAACAAUUCCUUAAAACAUCAGAGACAUUCAUCGAACAUAAGAUGACGACGACUUUUAACAAUCUAGGAAAAAAGGCCUCUUCCUUUACGCAAACUAGUUUGAUUUUUCGAAGGCAUUUGCUUAUGUUGAACAUUAUCUUCUCUUAAUGCUUUCAUUUUUCGUAAGAAAUAACACGUUUUGCAAUCUUAUAUCCUCUUGUUUUGGCUCUCACAUACAUUACCUUGAGAUUUCUGACAUUCUCCCCAUCCCUACGAAUGUAAAGGUCGCAGUCAUUCACGACAGUGUAUUUGGCCGCCUCCCAUCUUGUCCUUGUGUCCAUGACUUGCCAGACUUAUUUCAAGUUGGCGGACCUCUUGCAUAAGCUGGUGAUUUGAGAGUUGCAUAUCAAUGUAAGUUGGCAGAUUGGGACAUCUUGCCUGAACUCCAAAAGAGCGAUUUUCUGGCCUUUUUCAGUGGAGCUGUGCAUGGCAACUUUCUAUGUUCUGGCACCAAUGCUCAGUUAUAGUGGUUGGAGAUGGUCCUCAGCCUGAGAUAUAUAUUGACGGUCAUUACAAAAUAUUGCCUGGGACUAUUGGGGACCUGGGUAUAUCAACCUCCAAGAGUUUCAAUCAUUCUGAACACUUCGUCACGAUUGUCCCAAAGCACGCAGAAUGAUGGGAUUUAUCCACAGGCAUUACACAACUAAGGAUAUUAGACCGCAUUUAGCGUCCUGCGAGCUGUGGACAGUAAGGAAAUAUUUCUAAUUCAGCACCAUUUGCCGCAAGAGUUUUAACUUCCGAACGCUAAAAUAUAACGCAUCAAGAACUUUAGCGGUCUGAAAGCCUUUAUCUCUUUUUGUUUCGCCGAUUACAAAAAGGACUACUCGUUCUGCUUAGCUUUUCAAACAGCCGCACUUUGAUCUGCGUACUACUUUUGAACUCCUUCUCCCCCUUCUCGACGCAACGGUCAUAACGAUAUCAUCUUAUUUCUUCCCCCGAAACGCACCGUUUAACAUCGUGAACACAAUUUCAGUAUCGUAAAAUUAUACCAGGAUGUUUAUGUUCUUCACGGUAUUCUAUGCUUAAGAGAACUAACGUUCGUUUCUUGGAUUUAGAAAAAACAACAAUUUUUGGUGCCGAAUCGAACAAAUCUGGCUUCCGUAAUGAUGAAGUUCAUGAUUAUAAUGGCUCUGCCUUAUUUCAUUUUGAGGUAUUCGACAUGCUGCAUUGCGUGCUGACCCCGUGUACGUACCUUCGCGUCGGUAGGAGUUGUUCGAUCUCAACCUUCUAGUGCCCGUUGAAUUUUACUAGAGCAAAAUUGAGGCGGGAAAAACAUACGCAGUUAAUCGCCCGUUGGUCCGUAAAGAUGCGGUACCUAGCGUGUUUGUGUCUUCUGGUGAUACCAGCCAUUUUAUGCGAUGAUUUCCAAGAAGAGCUUCUAGUCAAAGAUCUUGGAAAUGGUUUGAGUGCAUUUCACUUCAAUUUUGUAACUCGUCAACCACACUAUGAAAGUGGAAGUAAGGCGUCUAUUUCUUUGUCUACUUCAGGCAAUAACUUCCACCUUUUUCCCAAAUCACUGCAUCAGAUUAUAUCCAAAUAUUUUGUGGAUGAAUUUAAGCUGUCUAUUGUGCAAGGGUUUUGGGACAGGGACGCCUGGGGCCCGCCCUUUGUUCAAGCAGUCAAUGGUGGUGCAGAAGUUUGGGCACUUUUUUCACCGAAGGCUACCGAGUAUUACCUCCUUUUCUUGUCAUUGAAGUCUUUAGCAUUGCAAAAUCAUGGUCAUUCUUCUUGGAGGCUCUCUCAGGCCAAUUUUGUGCUUCCUUGAGCCUCUUAGGUUUGCAUAAGAACUCUUUUUCUCUUCAGUGGUCACACCGACCGUCCGGGCUGUCAGAAAACUUUACCUCAGAUAAUUUCGCAAAGUACUUUCGAUACGGACAGCUGCCGCACGAGGAGCUUUGUACUGAGAACUUUACUCCGUGGGCCAAGCUCUUGCCGUGUAAAAAGCUGAUGGGACUUGCCAGUCUUCUCAAACCAAGAUCAAUAUUUAGAGCUCGAUAUAACUCCCUAAACAUUGAAGUUCGCCGUGUUUGCUCGGUAACUUGCAAUGUAUUUUAUUUACCCGGUAGGCUCCGGACUGUCAACGUCUCUCUGUAGAAUUGCGCCAAUCGUUGUCGAUCGUUUUCGACAGGAGAUACCUAUAUGCCGACAUAGCAGGCACGUAUUCCUUUCUUUCAAAGUUUGCUAUUUUUAGUCGACUACCUGUCAUAAGUAAAUUAGAUUGUAUUUACAGACUGGCCUGCACUAUCUUCUCCCAGGCCGUUUGACUUUUGCUCUUUUAAACCACUUCUGCCAGCGAUUGUCAUAGAAUCACUGUUGCAACUGAAUAUUCUUACUGUCUCUCCCGUUUGUCAUUUUUAAAAAAUAAGACAUUAUAUCUUGUCUCUGUGACAACUUUACGAGGCGUACACCUUCCAACUGACAAUAAGGAUCAUGAUGAUAUCGGAGCUGAGACAUGCAUUUGCUACCAGACGAAGUUCGUACCUGAUGCUCCUAACGAAUUUUCCCUGGUUACCGUGUUGUCACCGGAACAUUGUCGUUGUAAUUAUGUGGUUUCCAGGGCAGAUUUUUCAUUUGUGCGCUUUAUGGAUGCUCUUGUUUCCAUAUAAUUUGUCUUAUGCAGUUUUAUGCCGAGUUAAUAGCACUCAAGUGACUGACACAAUUACCUUAGAACAUCAGGCAUAGCUUGGACUCCGUGUGUACGGGUUCUACUGCUAUGACCAAUCAUUUCCACUAUUUUCUCAUGGAUAGGAGGGUCUAUUCAUAUGUCGGUACGUAGGAUAACCAAACCCACGGUGACUCGCCAUUGCAGUGUUUAUUUACUGAUGAUCAGCCAUUACCAAAGUUUUGUUACAUGAUGUCGGCGGACCAAUCCGAGAAUCCUGAACUCGACGCCGCUACCGAAGCUCGCGCGCACCUAGCCAUGCACCGGCGACUUUUCCAAGUCGGUUGACAGUAUUGUGCUCAGCCUGUUCGUCGGUGUUGCCAUUAACCCGACGUUGCACUCUCCUGCCGAGUAAUUCCGAUUGAAGACAGCUGGACCUGGGGCGGACGGUCAGCCGUCGCGUGCCACGUUGGAUGUGGGGAUUGUUUAGAUACUUGCACUGGACAACUAGGCCGUCCAUUGACCAAACGAAUAGUGAAGUUCACGGAAGCAAUGGGGCGCCGUAUUUAACUUUCGCAGGCAUCCUGUCCUACGGUGUACUCUAGUCGCGCCCGACACCGUCGGCCACGGUCAAAACCGUCAGAACACUCAGUCAUCGCAUGGGCCUAUUCCAUACGUGAAGACGCCGCUUAAAGCUUCCUGGCUUCCCGUACACCUUUGCUUACAUGUGCGCACGGACACGGUUAGGCUAUUAACUAGCAUUUUUGAUAACACAUAUAUGCAGGGCAACCGUUAGCAGAGCACCACUGAUCGCUCCCGUGACAAACAUGAGAUGCCGCUUUUCAGCGCGCCAUGACGUGCGGAAGAGCGUUUUUGAGAAUGUGCACAUCGUAUUUAUGUGACACUUAUGCUUCCUGACGAAAUCUGGUCUUGCGGAUAGAAAAUUUCGCAUCACGCCAAUCACCGCACCAAAUCUCACCAGCUGGUUGGCAGAUUCGAACGCUCAACUGGCAUGAGAGGAGAAUGAUACCGAAACUUGGGAGCAAUCCAUCCUUAUGACAAGUCAGCAUACUCUUCAUAGCAAAUCUGCUGAACGUAAACCUGUCAGCACGCAUUAUCCGUCGGGGUCUGAAGAUAGUCAAUUGACGUAGUGACUGGGCCCCAUAGGGGACUUUUUAAUAUGGCCCUUAUGGCCUUUCCAUUUGUGUAAUAUCCGAGACAACCAUUUAACUCACCCUUGGUGUGCUGGGACCUAGGGCUCAGGUAAUGUUUGGCACGCGUAUACGCGUUGUAAUGCUCUGUCAUCCAAUGCGCCCACGCCCACUUCUGGUCGUCUUGACUUAGCCUUGCUGUCGGGACUCGGCGGGUGGGGGUAAAGGUAGAUCCUUCGCAAGGCUAUUCCACUGUGAACAAGAUCACGUGCAAGUCGCAGCUGGGCGUAUUUGGUGUGACAGUUGUGGAUCUCGUCCAUUUCGAAGGCAGGACCGUCUGCUUCAUCCUUAAUUUCCUCCUCUAGACCGCCUUUGCGCGUCACAUCAUCAAAUGUUGUGCCGAGACCUGUGCGCAGACUGCACAUGCCCGGACCAAGAUGCUUCCCAGACGGACUUUUUUCCCAGGCCAGCUUGCUAACCAGUGUGUUUCUUAUUUGCUGAGCUCGUUUUUCUGUCUAAACCCUACUAGCCCCCUGGUCUCUGGCAGUGCUGCUUGGUGGGAGACUGAAGGAAGCCUGUCCGGUCGCCUCACGCAGCCAAAUCAUUGUGUUGCGGUCACGGCCAAGACUCACUCUGUCACCGCCUGCCCUCCCGCUUGACUCUUCCGCGUGGGAUCCGCGCAGGGUGUUUGCUGUCUACGACAGUCACAAGGUGGCUAACUCUCUCAUCGUAACAUCUGUGGAAGGUCCCGGCCAACAUGCCAGAGAACUGGUCACACCGGUCUCGCUGAUGAAGUACGCCACCGGCAAGGGUGACAUCAGCGGUGGCGUGCGUAUUGUCCUACGCAAUAACCUGGAUAUCCCUGUGAAGGCGGCCCUCUUUGAUAGCGCACCCUGGUACACGGAGGUUUACUACAGCAGCCUGAAUACGGCCUGUCAGGAUGCGGCUGGGAGGCCGAUUGAACCCUGCGCUGCCGGUAUGCUUACUAAGAUAAUUCUUUCUGCUCAGUAGCACGCAGUCCGCCGUGAUUGUCCGAAACCGUUUUCGUGUAGAGAAGCCUAUACUUUUUAAGUAUUUGAUUAACUCCUGAGGUAGUUGAUUGCAUGUUUUCUCAACCAGAUGACUCGCAUUCGCCGUUGGCCCCGGCGGUUGUGUCACCAGCGACCAUUCAAGAUUCCACACCUUUCCGAAACAGCCUUUAACAUGAUAGAUAUUCAUUAAAUACGCCUUAUCAUUUUACCGACUACGGGAUGCUAUUGAGCUUGAUCUGUUUUACUUGCGAGGUUUAUGCUGCAGUGCUUGCUUUUCAGAAUACACUAACUCGACUACGGAUUUGGCUCACUGGCGCAGACUAUGUAUGCGUUUUGCCGCUCGAGGCGUCAAUCUGUUUCUUGUCGCAUAAGAAAGUAGAAGGCAUGCUACGCCGUCUUUACCUCAGAGGGAGAGGGAAGACUUCCCGGUCUAAGGGCGGGAUCGAGCUCAUUUUUUUCUGACCCACGACAUCGCCCAAAUGUUCAUGUUUUCAUUCCUACCCUGUUAAAUUUAAACACGUCAGUUUGUGCAACCCUGUCGCAAUGUUUCUGCCUGCAUCAACUUGCCCUUAGAAUAUUCCUUUGAUAUUUACGAUCGGGUGCCGCAGAGUCCUGUAUGUCAUUAGUUUUGAGAAGUUAGCUCACCUAUCUUUACAUGUAGAAUCACUGGGCGUUUAAGUUGUAAACUCGGUUGCCCACUUCGUCGGCACCUGAUGUAGUGGGCCUAGUGAGAUCUGCACAAGCCAUUUUUUACCCCUACCGCGACCUUGUAGGUCGGCCCCUGCUUUUAAUGGAUUGUUUCUCCUCAUGAUAAGGCCGCCCUCCUACUUUGAACGUCGUAUUGGGCCUCUUAAACCUAGUUCCACAAGAUGACCUUGCGCAGAAUAGCAUUACCGACAAAUACAAGAGAGACUGAAAUGACCUUUUCCGGCCCAUUAGCCGUCGUCAGCCAGCCACACCCAGUGCCGAGGUGUUCAACCCUUGGGACUCGGUCCUGCGACCUGUUGGUUAGAAGUCCAACGCUCUAACGACUGAACCACAAACUCAUCGUCCUGUUCCCAUCCGAUGUCCCUUGUCUUUGUCUGUAAUGCUAUUCUGCCUCUAUUACGCACCGCCGUGCGGCCGCUGGUGGGACUCGAUACAAAGUCGCAAGGCUCUGCGGAACGAGUGAGUUCCGUAGCACGAUGGGUGAGCACCUCACCAUCACGGCCUAAGGGGGCUAACCACGGUAAGUCGACAUUGGUGUAUUCUUUGAUGUUAUCAACCGCCAGUCACAUGUUUCACUUGUCACACCUCGCGACUGCUUUCGUUUUAGACCGUGUCGCCUUUCGACCUAGCGUGGUGCGUGAGCGUAUGGCUGUUCUGGAGAUGCUGCUGACUUUGCCAGCCAAUUCCCUUCUCACAGUCUCCUAUAACUUCAAGAAGAUAUUGAUGCGCUGGAACGAGUAUCCGCCUGAUGCCAAUCACGGUGUCUACCUUCCCGCAGCCAGCGUUGUCUUCCAACUCUCAGCGGAGAGGUUGAAGCGGUUGCACCAACGGCAGGAACCGAUGUAUUGGGAGACUGUCCUCCCCAUGUGGGCCGGUACAUAUACAGACUUCUUGUAAGUCCACAAUUUUUCUCCAAUUAAUCUUCUUCGCAUUAGAAAAAAAUGUAUGUAAGCACUGACGGUCCCACAACUUAGACAGAGUUGGCCGGUCCUAAUGCAAGUUUCUUGCUCAUUACCUUCAUUGACUGGCCAUAUACGGAGCGGUCUGGUCUUGCAAUUAUAUAAAAGUUACAUAUCUGCUGCCUUCAUUUGUAUGUACACCCUCCGCCGACACCCGGAUGUCCGGGUUAGAAACGCUGCCACGAACAAAGUCAGCCAUCUGCUAAUAUCUUGACAAGGAUAGGUGGUUGGGGGAUUACGAUUGCUAUUGUUGUCUUUGUGAUCUGUGAUUUUCUACUGUUGAGCGUAAGGGCGUUUUUUGGUCGCCCGGACGUCCGUCAGUGCUGCGGCUACUUCGCGGAUUUAGAUUGAGCCAUUUGUUACCCUCUUCUCUGGUAGCUCGUAUCAGUAUUUCUACUUCUCCGACUUCACUUGUUUAUUCUGCCACCCUCUUUUUAUGUCCCAGCUCGCCCAGCAAUUCCAGUGUUCUGAGCACCGCCGACGGUCGAAAGCAACGAGUGGGCGACGGCCUUGUGCGUCUCUACUCGGAGCCCGUGCUGGUACGCCUACCUGUGCCUGACUUCAGCAUGCCUUUCAACGCCCUCUGUCUGGUCUGCUCCAUCGUGGCUGUCGCCUUCGGUAGUGGGCACAAGGCGGCCACUAACGCCAUGAUGCCUGUGGUCAGUGUGGACGGAGAGGACGUGGAUCGUCCACCCCUCUUCCGCCUCCUUGCUUCCGUCAGACGCCGUAUCCUCGCCCUUAUUAGCUCCCGCAAGGGUCCCAAGCCGCAUCCAAAAUCCGAGUAG